Hydractinia symbiolongicarpus is the source of this 5457-nucleotide messenger RNA. RefSeq lists its product as uncharacterized. The transcript has 3 exons. The coding region runs from base 850 to 4044 and encodes 1064 amino acids. The record is from RefSeq and is a predicted model, not a curated record. NCBI's taxonomy places the organism in Eukaryota, Metazoa, Cnidaria, Hydrozoa, Anthoathecata, Hydractiniidae.
AAGUGCACGUUAAUUAGAGAGACUGCUUUAUGAGCUAAUAAUUGCAUGAAGUGUAGAGGGAAGCUGAUGCUAUCAUAUUCCUAAUUUUUAAAUAAUAGUGCGAUAUGUUCGCUUUUAUAAACUACUAAUUAAAAUUAAUUUUUAAUUUCACUCUUUACAAUGUAAUUACUACUGCUAAUUUAUCUGCAAUACAACUCGUGUAAACACUAAAGAAUUUUGACGAGUUCUGAAGUAUUUCAACUAAUGCUUAAGUGGUUACAAAUGCUGAAAAAGCUCAUAACAUGAAACUGAUAGUAAAGGUAACGUAAAUAAGUAAAAAACAAUGAGAAAACAACAACAACAACAACAACAACAACAACAACAACAGCAACAAUAACAACAACAAUAACAUCGACAACAAUAACAACAACAACUGCAAUAACAAUAACAAUAACAAUAACAGCACCAUCAGAAUCAGCUUCAACAGAAACAACAAAUGGAAACUGAAACAAUCCUCUCAGAACCUAUUCAAGACACGCGUAGUACAUAACAAGAGAUGGUUGAAAUGACGGAUUUACAAUAUUUUAAUGCUGACGCUGCAUCUAACCUCUAUUGGUUCGUGUUUAAACAAUAUGUACCAUUGUCUGUAAAUUAGCAUUGUUAAAUUUUAAGUUAAUUAACCACAGGCUGAAAUUCACUAAGCUGAAAUUCAGUGUAUGAAAGCGCUUUUUAUAUCAUUAAUAUAUAGAAAGUGAAACGUAAUUAAAGUGUUAUAACUGGAUUUUGUUGUCAUUAAAAAAAUUGUGAAAGUAAAAUAUAUGAAUUUAUCAGACGAAUUUUCAUCAGAUACACGCCGAUAUUAUUUCUAAUAUGUACAACAACAUUAUCGUAUUCUUGACAAUUUCUCUUAACUUCAAGAAAACUGAAUUGUCAAACGUAUUCAUUUCCAAGGAAAACGGAAAGGACGAAGACAAAUGUGGACGGUAUUCAAUUUCAGCAUGCAAAUCCUUAGUAUAUGCUAUUACUCGAAGCGCAGAAGUUCCCGGGACAGGAGAUUUGACCAUUCAAAUAGACGGUGGAAACAAUGUACAUGAUCCCUCUAUAUAUGAAGUUAAUACGAGCUUUCAAGUUGAUAGGAAUUUAACGCUAAAAAGUACUGGAAAAGUUUGCCCUACCAUUAUCAUUCCUAAUUAUCAUGUUAUGUCACAGCAGUAUAUUUUUAAUUGCAAGGAAAAAUAUACCAUAAAAGUAGAUAAUAUUCGGUUUUACAAUGCUCCGUUGGCUUAUAUCCAGUCUGAUAUGACUAUUAAGCUACAAAAUUCCGUUGUUGAAAGUUCAUUUAGUUUUGUACAGCAACUACAACUGGCCAAAAAAAGUUACUUAAACAUGGUGAUUACUAACUGCAGCUUUAAUAACUCCAAAUUGGAUCUGAUAUCUACAGAGUUAACUAUUGUUAACAGUUUCAUAAAUGGUACAUCAGUUAUCAGAGCCUCAAAAAUUGCAAAAUGUAAUAUAUCAAAUUGCGUUUUCAAGAAUACAAAAGUGCUCCUUGCAUGCAAAGCGAUACUUUUAAGGGAUCAAGUAGUCAGUAUAUCCACGAGCAGAUUUAUUAACACUCACAAAUUUCAAAAUGCAAUUCGUAACUCUGGCUGCUUGAAAGUUGGUGUCAUAUUAUCAUACUUUCAAGGUCACAAGCACACAGCGUUAGCACUUAGUGAUAUUUUUUCAGUAACUGUAGAUCGUUCGCAUUUUCAAAAUAAUGAAGGCUUCAAUGGAGGUGCUCUGGUGGUUAAAAAAAGCCAAGGAGAAAUUACACAAUGCAUUUUUUUUAAUAACUCAGCAAGAAAUGGAGGAGCAGUUUAUUUUAUGGAUGGUAUAGCUGGUUUACUAAUAAAAGAUUCAAGAUUUAUUUUAAAUUCAGCUAUUAAGUUAGGUGGAAGUAUUUAUAGCAGUGAAACCGGAAAGAGGACUGAUGCGCAGCUUACUCUCUAUAAUGUCACUUUACGAGGUGAACCAACAUUUCCAACGGUUUCUGGUACUUUAAUUUACUCAACAACUGUUACAAUUCUUCGCAAAGUCAGCAUGAAUAUCUUGUUGAUGUCACGAGAUUGGUCAAUGACAGAUGGAUUCUCGUGUAACAUGAAGUGCAUUAACAGUAUCGCAUUUCAAGAGCAAAAUUUUACAUAUGUCUGCCCGAUAAAUCAUAACGCGUUAACAGUACUCUAUGGUAAUUUAAAACGACUUGUAGCUCUUCGUUGCCUUAGAUGCAAGACAACCACUUAUUCGAUAAAUACCGGAAUGCUUCAAAUCCGAAAUCGUAUACCAGGAAAAUCCACAAUAUCUAAAAAUGUUAAUAUUUGUCAACAGUGUCCCUCUGGAGGAAAUUGUAACAAUGGGAUAACCAGUCGUGGUAAUUUUUUUGGCUACCCAUCACCGGAUAAAAGCAUAGUAUCGUUUAUACCUUGUCCCCAUUCAUAUUGCUGCUCCCCACAAAAUGUUAAGUGUGUAUCGUACAAUACUUGCAAUAAGAAUAGACAAGGUGUUUUAUGUGGAUCAUGUAAAACUGAUUACCGAGUGAACUACUUUGAUGAAAGUUGUGUUCUUAAAAGGGAUUGCAAGAAACACACGUUUUGGUUACUCUAUUUGUUCUGCGUCAUCUUGUAUAUGGGAGGACUGUUUUAUUACAAAAAGGUGUUCUUGUAUGUCUUAAAACAUGUUACAUAUGCCAGAAAGAAGACAUAUGAUCUUGACAAUUUAACGGAACGAUUGAUUGAUAAAGAUGAAAGCAAUAGUUUUGAUUAUAAGGAAGAAGCAGAUAAUAUUGUUGCUAUUUCUUCAGUGAUAGAUCAUGAACCUUCCAAAACCACUAUGUGUCUCAGAGAAGUUAAUAUGGCAAUGAAUAUUUCAGGAGUGAAAACUAUUUUGUUUUUCUUUUAUCAAGUUGAAAUUUUGUUGCGAAUUGACCAAAACUAUCACCAAGAAAAAACAUUUCUGGCGAUUGUUAAAAAAGCCAUUUCUUCUACGUUCAAUUUCCAAAUCAUUUCAGUAACGUUAUCAAGAUUGUGUCCGAGUGAAGUUCUCACAAGACUUGGUAAGGAAUUUAUUAAGGCAUCGACAAUUCCAGCAGCAAUGGUUCUUUUUGUUUUUGCCUUUGUCGCAAGAAAAAUCUAUUUAGCAUGGAGAACAAAAAAGAGAGAGGUUAAAGAGUUGCACAAAUGCCACACAGGCUUUCAAGUGAAGAUCAAAUCAUCGCUUAUCCAUCUUACUUUGCUAGGUUACACUGAAAUUUCAGCAUUCUGCUUAAGAAUGAUGAAUUGUGUCACUAUAAACGACACACAUCAUUUGUACAUACAAGGUGAUGUUGUCUGUUAUUCAUGGUGGCAAUAUCUUAUCAUGGUGUUCUUUUCCAUCUGGAUUGUCCCAUUUCCGUUAUCAACCUAUCUCUCGGAAAAAAUGCUGGCUGAGGCUAAUAUAACGAAUAACCAAUUCUUCAUCUGCUUCGCAUUUCCUCCAUAUACAAUCUACUGUUACGUGGCGGGGACACAAAUCAUUCCUGACUCAAUGGAAAAUCAUUCAUGCAAUGAAAGGAAAGAGAGAGAGAAACUUAUUGAUCUUUUUCAGGGACCAUAUCGACAAAAGAAAACUAACCUUCAUUCAAUUAAUUGGGAAGUCAUUGUCUUAUUCCGGCGACUUAUUCUCUCUGUUCUAUGUGUAUGCAUAGUCAACCCGGUUUUAAAAACGUUUUUUACAUUUCCGAUGCUUCUGUUAUUUCUGUUGCAUCAUUGGUAUAAACAGCCUUAUUUCAACAAAUCAUUAAACCGUUUGGAAACCGGGUCGCUUUCAGCUCUACUGCUCUUCAACGUCUUCGAUUUAAUCUGGGCUCUGGAUUACAUGUAUAAUCUUACAAAUCUGGCAGGAUUCAAAUUAAUCAACCCUAUUUGCGCGUGGGUGAGAGAUGUGAUUCUUGUGACACCUCCAUUGGUAAUUGUACUUAUUUUACUAUCAGCGAUAGUGAAGAAGCUCAUUCCUAUUAUCACAUCAUGUUUGAGAAAGAAGUUCAACUAACAAAUUGUAGCAUAUGUACAUAGCAGGUUUCUUUCCUCUCUACAAUCAUAGACAAAAUUAAUGAAACAAAGGCAGUUUUUUCUCACAUUUCACACUCUGAUAUAGAAACAACCAAUAUGAUCACAUGUGGCAGCUGAUUUUAAAAUUAGUCAUGCUGGUUCAUUGUGUUUUGUCCAUAAUUGUGAUACUUUUUAUACUUGCUUUGUAUCUUAACUAUUUAAAAUACUAUCUUUAUUAAAAAUUUUGCCUUGUAAGACAGCAGAUUCGCUCUUUUAACUUAAAUAUAGUGAAGAAUUGCGUCAAUGGUACAACAAAACCACAAAAUCAUUUGUUCAGUGUGCAUUGUUCAUCAUUCUCAAAUAACUCAAGGGAAAGAAACUUGAGCAAAAGCCUUUAAAAUUAAAUUGCGAUAGAAAAUUUGAAAACAAUAAAAUAAAAAUCUGAUUCGCGAAAUUAACUUGCUGCCAAUAUUACGAAAACUUCUGUCAUUUAUGGCAAAACACAGAUAAAGUAUUUAAUUCUUUUCUGGUAUGUAGUUUAUAAAAUAGUGUGUAGUAUAAUUCUAUUUAGUAUUUUUAAAAGUAUGUAUUAUCAGUAAAACCGUUACGUUGACGUUAAAGGGGAUACGGAACGGCUGUUGGUUUUGGAAUUUAGUGACUGACACGAAAGUUGAACUUUCUAUCUUCUCCAGCCUUGGACAUGUUUUCCUCCAGAAUGAGCCUUGCUGAAAUAUUUCUUUGUAAUAUACCUUUCGAAAAGGAAUAUUGAACCCGCGAGCAAAGUGCGCUGGUCUGUUCAUUGCGCAAAACGCGUUUUCCAGGUUUUUAAUAUGUGCGCGGGAUAUACGGAAUGUGAGCAUUUUAACCGGUUCGUAGCCCCUUUAAGGAAAUAAAAUAACUACAAAUGAAAAAGUUUCGAAAAUUUUUUUUUUUUUUUUCUCUUAUCCAUACAUCUCGAUAGAGUGGACCUUUUCUUGUUAGUUGACUUGCAACAAUAACUUAACUGCCGAAUACACUAGCUAAACAGUGAAUCUAUUCAUAACAUUUGAAUAUGAUGAAGUUUAUAUAUGUCUCACACUAAUGUUGUUAUUAAUUUUGUCAAAAAGAAAUGCAUAUAAUAAAGAAGAAAUGGAUACCGAAGCUUUUUUAAGAACGAUUGGCUUGAAUGAUUGCAGAUAAACAAUUAAUGUUAAUUGAAAGUGAUUGAAUUUUUUUUUUUUUACAUUCUGAUAGAUAAAUUUUUAAAAUUUUCUCUGACGAGUCCAACACGGUCAUAGUGGCACUUCUAAAAUAUAGCCUCUCAACUUUAAUUCCUGUAUCAAAAGCCUUCAGGAAGAUUGAGAAAAACAAGGAAAAAACUCUAAUGAAGUGUUUUUGGUGAUUCAGGUUUGUUCUUUGAUAUUAUAUCUAUUCC